Molecule: messenger RNA, 1067 nt
Organism: Jaculus jaculus (lesser Egyptian jerboa)
Lineage: Eukaryota; Metazoa; Chordata; Mammalia; Rodentia; Dipodidae
Product: DNA repair protein RAD51 homolog 4-like
Exons: 1
Coding region: 1-987 (328 amino acids)
Biological process (GO): DNA strand invasion; telomere maintenance; reciprocal meiotic recombination
Cellular component (GO): Rad51B-Rad51C-Rad51D-XRCC2 complex; centrosome; replication fork
Molecular function (GO): single-stranded DNA binding; ATP hydrolysis activity; four-way junction DNA binding
Source: RefSeq, a predicted model, not a curated record
AUGGGCGUGCUCCGGGCCGGACUGUGCCCGGGCCUCGCGGAGGACAUGGUCCAGCUGCUGAGGGGCCGAGGGAUCAAGACAGUGGUGGACUUGGCCGCUGCAAACCUGGAAGAGGUAGCCCAGCAGUGUGGCUUGUCGUAUAAGGCCCUGGUUGCCCUGAGGCGGGUGCUGCUGACUCAGUUCUCUGCAUUUCCUUUGAAUGGUGCGGACCUCUAUGAGGAGCUGAAGACCUCCACUGCCAUCCUGUCCACUGGCAUUGGAAGCCUGGACAAACUGCUUGAUGCUGGUCUCUAUACUGGAGAAAUGACUGAAAUUGUUGGGGGCCCAGGUAGUGGCAAAACCCAGGUGUGUGUCUGUGUGGCUGCGAACGUGGCCCAUGGCCUACAGCAGAACGUUCUUUAUGUUGAUUCCAAUGGAGGCUUCCCAGCUUCUUGCCUCCUCCAGCUACUGCAAGCCAGAACCCAGGAUGAGGAAGAACAGGCAGGAGCUCUCCAGAGGAUACAGGUGGCGCGUGCAUUUGACAUCUUCCAGAUGCUGGAUGUGCUGCAGGACCUCCGGGGUGCUGUGGCCCAGCAGGUGACAGGCUCCUCGGGGACUGUGAAGGUGGUGAUGGUGGACUCGGUUACAGCAGUGGUUGCCCCGCUUCUGGGAGGUCAGCAGAGGGAAGGCCUGGCCUUGAUAAUGCAGCUGGCCCGAGAGCUGAAGACCCUGGCCUGGGACCUCGGCGUGGCAGUGGUGGUGACCAACCACUUGACCCGAGACAGGGACAAUGGAAAGUUCAAACCUGCCCUGGGACGUUCCUGGAGCUUCGUGCCUAGCACCCGGAUUCACCUGGAUAUCAUUGAGGGGAUCGGAGCAGGCAGCGGCCGGUGUACAGUGUGUCUAACCAAGUCUCCCCGCCAGCCAAUGGGGCUCCAGGAGGUGAUAGACAUGGGGACCUUGGGCACUGCAGAGCAGAGCCCCAUGCGGCAGGGAGAGCAGACGUGACUGGUACUGUUGACUGGACAAGUUUCUUUGGCUUUACUCUCAUUGGAGAUACUAACGCCACCAGCCAGAGAGGAUGCCAC